Melitaea cinxia (Glanville fritillary) is the source of this 1955-nucleotide messenger RNA. RefSeq lists its product as uncharacterized. The coding region runs from base 301 to 1764 and encodes 487 amino acids. The transcript is spliced from 2 exons. The record is from RefSeq and is a predicted model, not a curated record. Lineage: Eukaryota; Metazoa; Arthropoda; Insecta; Lepidoptera; Nymphalidae.
UGUUUACUGUUGAGCAGCGUAGUUAAACGCGGCGCGCGCGCAGGGCACACGUGUACUAGAAGUGAAUCGCUUUUUGAUUCGUAUAACGAAUAGAGAACAUAAGCCUCGCUUAGUUUUACACCGUGUUACAGCCUCCUGAAACCGCGUCGAAAUAAAAUGAGCAAAGCAUAAUACUUACAUUUAAAACAUAAACUCGAAAUGAUGUUUUUGUUAGUCAUUGAAGUAAAAGUGGACAUGUCCUUAUCAAUACAGUAAUAUCGAUCAGCUGUUUAUGUGCGGAAAUAUUUUUUCUGUAACGAAAUGAGGAUCAAUUGUUCAUGGAUUAUUUUUCUGAUCUUGCCAUACGUGUUAGUGACUUCAGGCCCAGUGCGCAGCCACGAGAGUCACCAUGCGAAACCUCAAAUUAAUUUUUCAAAUGUACGUCAACAUACAUUUAAUGCUCAAAAUAUACCAAAGUCAGACGAUUCUUCGAUUCGAGACGAACAAAUAAUAUCUGUAAGAAUAACGUCUUCUGUUGCUGUUGGCAGAACCAAGCCAAAAACGAUUUAUAAAACCUCUGAUACACAUAAAAAUUAUGAACCUUUAAUUCAAACUACUACUCCUCCUAUAGAUGUUUUCGAAACAUUCCCUCCUACUGUAGUGACUGAUAUAAAAACGUCUACAGUCCAGACAACAGUUUUGGAAGACGUUGACAGAACAGAAUUACCACCGGGCCUUAUUGGUGCUAAUAUAGAAUUUCUGAAACAGCUACAAGCUAAAAAGGAGACGAGAGGUCUUAAUAAUUACGAGAGGGUACGCCCUUUUUAUUUAGACGAUGAUGUAUUUGAUUCUAACCAAACGAACGAUUCUAUUGCCGAAUCUUCUGUACACUCUGUCUUAGAAAACGAUGAACUUAUUAAUGAUGUACCUCUAGCUAGAUCUGUGCCUUUAUCAUAUUCUUCUAAAAGCUAUAUACAAGAUCCACCGGAAAGAUCGCGCGGAAAUUCAAGAUUGACUUCUGUGAAUUUUAAUGUAGUGCAUGACUCACCUAAGGUACAGAAUUACGACAACGACCCUGUAUCUUCAACAUAUAUAAAUCCAAAUCAAAAUGUGAGGGAACUGCAAAAGUAUUAUAAUCACCGUCCUCAUAGUAACGUACAAUUUAGUCAACCGUCGCAAAUAUAUAGUGAACCUGCAAAGUUUUAUAGUGAACCAGCUAAAAUCUAUAGUGAACCAGCAAAAAUUUAUAGUGAACCCGCUAAAAUUUAUAGCGAACCCUCUAAAAUUUACAGUGAACCUGCAAAAUUUUAUAGCCCACCUGCUUCGUUAAAUCUAUCACCAGAUUCAUCUUCUGAUCAUGAUAAGUGGCAAAAACAACCAACAACGUCUACGUAUAGUACCACCGUUUUAAGCUCAACCCCGAACUCCAUUACAGUACCCCCAAAUCAGAAUAUACAUGCUCAACAAAGAACCCAUGAACCCGAAAAAAAUUAUGAAAUAGAUGAAAAAGUUAGUGUAAUGACCGAUGGAAGAGCUCAUGGUGAACAACCUUCUGGGGAGGAAAAUUGUAAACAAGAGAAUUGUAAAGUGGGUUAUGUCGUAGAAGGUCGCCAAUUUAGAAAAUAUAGAGUUGAAGAAAGAACAUCCGACGGCUUUAUUGUGGGGGAAUAUGGUGUAGUAAGAAAUGAAGAUGGUGCAUUAAGAGGCGUCAGGUACACUGCAGAUAGCGAUGCUAGUCCACGUCUCAUACACGAUGCGCUUAUGAAGUUCCUGCAGCUUAAAUAGGUAAUUUUUUUGAUCGAGUAAUUUAGAUAUUUGCCAUUGACAAUUGCUCAUUUUAUUUAUAUAAAAACUAUUAUAUUCGCUUUUUGAUACUUAAUUUUUUCACCUGUGUAAUGGUGAAAAAGACUGAAAGUCAAUGUGAAUUCACCUGUAUCCCGAUUUGUACUACCGCAAUAAAGUAUUCCGAGUUCGAA